AUGCUCUCAGUCUCUAGCACACAUCGCCACGUCACCACUCAGCAUAUUGAUAUUGUCCCAUACUCCCACUCGCUCUCGCAAGAACUGGCUAACUCCCAAGCAAGAGAGGAAGACAAUGAUUCCAGCCGUAAGAAGCUGGUUUUGACUCUGUACGACGCCCUCAACUCAGGCGACUCUGAAACGGUGGUCGGGAUUGUGGCCUCCCAUCUCGAGUGGUGGUUCCACGGUCCUCCUUCCCAUCAGUUUUUGAUGCGCUUGCUCACCGGUCAUCCCUCCUCCAGCCACACCUUCCGCUUCCUUCCGCAGUCUAUCGCAUCCUUCGGCCCCACCGUCGUGGUCGAGGGGUGCGACCCUUCCCGCUCCAUCUCCUGGGUCCACGCCUGGACCGUCGCGGAUGGGAUAAUUACCCAAGUAAGGGAGUACUUCGACACUUCCCUUACCGUCGCCCGCUUCGGCCAUUCCAAUUCCUCCGAUGACUCCCUCUGGGAGAGCACCGUCUCCAACCUCGUCGGCAAAUCCGUGCCGGGACUAGUGCUGGCCCUUUAACACUGUAAUCACGUCCGUCCGGCCAUUAGUGACAACUACUAAUUAAGACAUACGAAUCCGGGACUUUGCUCUCAACUACGAUACAGGGAAACGGGAAAGGCGAUUCUCGGUGCCCUGGUUAUUUAGAAUGUACUUU
Molecule: messenger RNA, 682 nt
Organism: Neltuma alba
Lineage: Eukaryota; Viridiplantae; Streptophyta; Magnoliopsida; Fabales; Fabaceae
Product: wound-induced protein 1-like
Exons: 2
Coding region: 1-546 (181 amino acids)
Source: RefSeq, a predicted model, not a curated record